Messenger RNA from Chiloscyllium plagiosum (whitespotted bambooshark), 1165 nucleotides. RefSeq names its product cortexin 1 (gene ctxn1). NCBI's taxonomy places the organism in Eukaryota, Metazoa, Chordata, Chondrichthyes, Orectolobiformes, Hemiscylliidae. The record is from RefSeq and is a predicted model, not a curated record.
UGAGUAAAGCUGCCUGGCCAUUACCUCGGGCACAGCCCCUGGAUUCGGGGCUUGUUUCCGUGUGUGUGUGUGACUGACCGGGGCUGGCGUCUGGAGCCUGAUCGCCUGUUUUCCUUUAGAUGACAAUUAACUUGGUGCGCUGAAGCAUUGCUUUCUCAUCCUGAGUGAGGCGGUGUCUUCGCCCCACACAGUGUUGCCAUCUGGCGAUUCCUCAUUGUGGCUGUCAUCAAAACUUAUUGAUGAAGUGCAAAAGGUGAUUAAGGUCACUCCAGCUCCCUCUCGGGUCACAGCGUGGACCGGUCAAGGCUGUUGCUGUACGCAAUCCGUCGCUGCAAAUUUUAACAACCGCAGAUUGUUAAUAACCAGAGGGAGUAAAUAGCUCAACUUGCUGGUGUGACCUUGACAGACUGAUGACGAAUAAAGCAUCUACUUUUCGCGUUUUGAAGAGCUAAUUAACAGCCCAGCAGGAGUACGCCUGGCGAUGAAUGAUGUUACCACAAUGAAUGACAUGUCUACGGUCGAUGAUGAACUAUUGGCUUCAACAACUAUGGAUCUCAAUGGGGACCCCAACUACUCAGUGCCUAUGGGAGCUGAGCAAAAAACUGUAUUUGCAUUUGUAAUUUUCUUAUUGGUUUUCCUGAUAAUCCUGGUGGUUAGGUGUUUUCGGAUAUUGCUGGACCCCUACAGCAGGAUGCCUGCUUCAUCAUGGUCUGAUGGCAAAGACGGGCUGGAGAGGGGACAGUUCGACUAUGCCUUGGUGUGAAGUCAGGAAUGAUUUCUGAAACCUUUGCCUCUGCUCAGCUGCUAAUUCUCUUUUCUGUUUUAGUUUACAAAUAAUUGGCUUCUUAAUGUUUUGAAGGUACAUUCUGGUCAAGAUACAAUCUGUUCCUUGAGCUUGCAUUAUUAUCUAGGCACAGUCUCUUUCUUGGUCUUGCUAGCAGUGUUUUAAAUCACUGGUACAUGUGGUAUAAUGCAACAUGAGUGACAUUGUUAAAUCAGCUUGCAGCUCUUGAAUGGCAGAGUGUCUACUGUCCAGCUCUGGAACCUGGGGCUGUUGCAAACCAGUGACUGUACCCCUUUAUUGGUUGUGUUUGGAAUCAUUUUCUCAUUAGUGAUUACAAAGAAGAAUUUCAAUUAACUUGAACAGGGCAUAGGGUUGUUUGUA